CUGAAUCUGAAGCUUGAAAUUAAAGCUCUGAAGCUCUGAAACAAAAUUAAUGGAGCUUGGAAAAAUGGAUACAUCCCGCAGGAAUGAGCCAACUUAUCUUGCCUGGUCCAUCUUCAACACUUUUUGUUGCUGUUUGCCACUUGGCAUUGCAGCAAUCAUUUACUCAUGCAGAGCAGACAAUGCAAAUUCACUUGGAGAUGCUGGAAAAGCUCAAGAGUCCUCCAGGAUUGCAAAGAACCUGAAUAUUGCUUCACUGGUGUUUGGACUGAUUGGUUUAAUUAUGGUGAUUGUAAUGUUGGUGAUUGGAAGCUCAAACAUGUAAGCAACAUAACCAUAUGCUUGUGAUGGAAUUUUAUUUUUAUUUUUUAUUUUUUUGUCCUUGCUAUUCAAACAACACUGCAAACUAUGAACUACACCGCUAAACUCUAGAGACGAUGAGGACCAGCUGUGGCUUGAAAAUCAAAGAAACAAUGAUUGCCACACAAUGUUUUGUUUUGGGGUUUACUCAGUGUUCAGAAACUAAAGAACUACAAAAAUAUAAAUUUGAUUUGUUAAUAAAAAAAAAUUGUUUUUAAAAAUGUAAUAACCCACGUUUGAAACUUUUUUAAUAGUUUUAAUUUUUUUAUAAUUUCCUUUUUGUUAAAUUCUUUUCAUUUUAUUUUGCAUGUAAGUGAAAUGUUCAUGUGAAUUCUGUUUUAUGCAAAAUAAUAUGUAAUGUCCUUCAUUUUAAUUAGUCUUGUCUUUCACAAUUCAGUGCAGUGAAUACAAAGUACUGUAAUCACAUAGCCACUAUAUUUAACAUUUACAUGGAAAAUGUAACUGGUAAAUUGCUUAUGUAAUGGUUUUCUGCAUUUAUGUAUUAAUGGUUUUCUCCAUUUAUGUUCUAUAUAUAUAUAUAUAUAUAUAUAUAUAUAUG
Messenger RNA from Onychostoma macrolepis, 916 nucleotides. Its product is annotated as proline rich transmembrane protein 1B-like. Gene Ontology annotation, cellular component: membrane. The transcript is spliced from 2 exons. Lineage: Eukaryota; Metazoa; Chordata; Actinopteri; Cypriniformes; Cyprinidae. The record is from RefSeq and is a predicted model, not a curated record. Bases 50 to 322 code for a protein of 90 amino acids.